This is a messenger RNA of Cylas formicarius (sweet potato weevil), 1859 nucleotides long. RefSeq names its product another transcription unit protein (gene Atu). The transcript has 2 exons. Gene Ontology annotation, biological process: transcription elongation by RNA polymerase II; positive regulation of transcription elongation by RNA polymerase II. NCBI's taxonomy places the organism in Eukaryota, Metazoa, Arthropoda, Insecta, Coleoptera, Brentidae. Gene Ontology annotation, cellular component: nucleus; Cdc73/Paf1 complex. Gene Ontology annotation, molecular function: RNA polymerase II C-terminal domain phosphoserine binding. The record is from RefSeq and is a predicted model, not a curated record. Bases 73 to 1803 code for a protein of 576 amino acids.
GUCCGUGGCGAAUAACGUAAACAAUUGAGAGGUUAUAUACCGUUUCGUGAACUUUUAGGCGUUAUUUCCGCAAUGUCUUCGGGUUCUGACUCCGACAGCGGCUCGAACCGGAGCCGCAGUCGUUCGCGGACUCCGGGAAACGCGAAAUCCCCGUCGAAUUCGCCGCGGUCGCCGGGUAGCCCCGGCAAAGGGAGGUCCGCGUCGAACUCGAGAUCCGGUAGCGUCGCAUCGGAUCGAUCUCAACGGUCGGCGAGUCGUGAAAAUUCGCCUGCCGACUCGAACAGGUCGCGAUCUCGUUCGCGAGAAUCCGCGGAUUCGAGAAAAUCGGACAAUACCCGCCGAUCGAGGUCGGGGUCUGUCGAAUCUAAAAAAUCAGGCGUCCGUUCGCGAUCCGGAUCAGCGGCGUCCGAUACUUCUAAAAGGUCUUCUAGGAGAUCGGACUCGCAAGCAUCCAGUAGGUCGGGCUCGCGAGAGUCGCAGACUUCUAGGAGGUCCAGGUUGUCGAAGAGAUCAGAUUCGCGGGGUUCAAGGAGAUCAGGUUCCAAUGCGUCUGUGGGUUCCAGAAAGUCGUCGAGGGCUUCGAAGAGCAGGUCGAACAGCCCCAACCUUCAAAUAGACGAGGGAAAAUCGGACGACGACGACGAAGGAGCAGAGCCCAAAAAGAAAAGUAGGGUGUUGGAUUCGGACAGCGACGAGGGCGAAGCGAAAAGCGUAGAAGGGGACAAGGGUGUGAGCGCGGCCGCUAUUUUCGGUGACGACGCCGACGACAUAAGCGAGGACAGUGACGACGACGUGACCAAAGGCCGGCCGGAUAAAAAAGAAGAAGAGGAAGAAGAGCGAGCUGAGGUUACGGGCGACGAGAAGGAGGCGGGACGUUCUGACGACGACGCGGAUGUCGCGAGGGUGGGCGACGACGCUGAUGAUAAGGAGAACGAGCCUGAGGUGAUACCGGAGACGCGUAUCGACGUCGAGGUGCCGAAAAUAAGCUGCGACCUCGGCAGGGACAUAAAUUUCGUCAAGCUGCCGAACUUCUUGUCAGUGGAGACGAGGCCCUUCGAUCCGGAAACGUACGAGGACGAGAUCGACGAGGAGGAAACGCUGGACGAGGAGGGCAGGGCCAGGUUGAAGCUCAAGGUGGAGAACACGGUCAGGUGGAGAGAGGUGGUGGACAAGGAGGGCGACGUAAAAAAAGAGUCGAACGCGAAGAUCGUUAGGUGGUCGGACGGCUCGUACAGCUUACACCUCGGCUCGGAGAUAUUCGACGUCUAUAGGCAACCUCUCCAAGGCGACCACAACCACCUGUUCAUACGACAGGGAACCGGCCUGCAAGGCCAGGCGGUGUUUAGGACGAAGCUGAGCUUCAGGCCGCAUUCGACCGAGAGUUUCACGCACAGGAAGAUGACGUUGUCGUUGGCGGACAGGUCGCAAAAAACGUCCGGCAUCAAGAUACUGUCGCAGGUGGGCGUCGAUCCCGACCACGACAAGGCAAUACGGUUGAAAAAAGAAGAAGAGAAACUGCGCCAGACCGUGAAGCCGAAAACGCAAAGGAAGAAGAGCGAUUCGGCGUCGAGAUCGCAGGCGGCCCGCGACACGUACCGUGAAGAGGAGGGCAGCGACGACGAGGGUGCCAUUUCGAUCAGCGCCAUUAAAAACAAAUACAAGGCGGGGGCGGGCGGAGUGUCGAAGGGGGGCGCGAUUUAUUCAUCCGACGAUGAGGGUUCGGACAUCGAAAACAGAAGGGUGAGGAAGUCUGACAAGCCGAAGGCGUUGAAGGAUUCGGACGAGGAGAGCGACAGCGAAUAGGUUAGGUUCGUUUAUUUGUAAGAAGCGGCGACAAACAAAUAGUUUAUACGAGAGAA